Molecule: messenger RNA, 1978 nt
Organism: Carica papaya (papaya)
Lineage: Eukaryota; Viridiplantae; Streptophyta; Magnoliopsida; Brassicales; Caricaceae
Product: glucomannan 4-beta-mannosyltransferase 9-like
Cellular component (GO): Golgi apparatus
Molecular function (GO): mannan synthase activity
Source: RefSeq, a predicted model, not a curated record
ACAACAUUACCACAUUGCCUAACCUUAACUCACAAGCAAAAAUCAACCAAAAGAAAUUUCAAACCCAAAACCAUUUCUCUCCCUUUUCCCACCAUAUAAACACUAACCCACAUUUCCUCACUCACAUCCUAACUCACCCACAACAAAAAAACACACACAACCACAAUGGAUAAUAUUCCCUCUGCCCUCAUCUUUCCCGACACUUUUCGUGGCGCUGGCUAUGGCUUUUCGGGCCAAAUUGGGUUGGUUUGGGAGCAGGCGAAGGCGCCAUUGAUCGUGCCGGUGUUGAAACUCUUGGUGUAUACAUGUUUGGCUAUGUCCGUAAUGCUUUUUAUUGAAAGAGUGUACAUGGGGAUUGUUGUAGUGUUUGUAAAGUUGGUUGGUAGAAAACCACAGAAGAUGUAUAAAUGGGAGAAAAUGAAGGAUGAUAUUGAGCUUGGUAAUUCUACUUACCCUAUGGUUUUAGUCCAAAUCCCAAUGUACAAUGAAAAAGAGGUUUAUCAGUUAUCAAUUGGAGCUGCAUGUGGGCUUUCAUGGCCAUCUGAUAGAAUCAUAAUUCAAGUGCUUGAUGAUUCAACGGACCCUGCCAUUAAGGCACUGGUAGAAUUAGAGUGCCAGAGAUGGGCAAGCAAAGGAAUAAAUAUAAACUAUGAGAUUAGAGACAACAGAAAUGGAUACAAAGCAGGGGCUCUGAGAGAAGGGAUGAAGCACAGUUAUGUGAAGUUGUGUGAUUUUGUAGCCAUUUUUGAUGCUGAUUUCCAGCCUGAACCCGAUUUCCUUUGGCGCAGUAUUCCAUUCCUGGUUCAUAAUCCUGAAAUUGCACUGGUUCAAGCUCGCUGGAAAUUUGUAAAUGCUGAUGAAUGUUUGAUGACAAGGAUGCAAGAGAUGUCACUGGAUUACCAUUUUACAGUGGAGCAAGAAGUGGGAUCUUCAACACAUGCUUUCUUUGGCUUCAAUGGUACAGCUGGUGUUUGGAGAAUUUCAGCACUGAAUGAGGCUGGAGGAUGGAAGGAUAGAACAACAGUGGAGGACAUGGAUUUGGCUGUAAGAGCUAGUCUCAAAGGAUGGAAGUUUGUAUAUGUAGCUGAUCUCAAGGUGAAGAAUGAAUUGCCUAGCACAUUCAAGGCCUACCGAUAUCAGCAGCACAGAUGGUCUUGUGGCCCAGCUAACCUCUUCAAGAAAAUGGCUAUGGAAAUAGUAAGAAACAAGAAAGUUUCCUUGUGGAAGAAGUUAUAUGUGAUAUACAGCUUUUUCUUCGUCCGGAAAAUCGUGGCACACAUUGUGACAUUCAUAUUCUAUUGCGUAGUUUUGCCUGCAACUGUUUUGGUUCCGGAAGUUGAAGUUCCCAAAUGGGGAGCUGUCUAUAUUCCUUCCACCAUAACCCUCCUCAACGCGGUUGGGACUCCGAGGUCACUUCACUUGCUGGUGUUCUGGAUCUUAUUUGAAAAUGUCAUGUCCUUGCAUCGUACCAAGGCUACAUUCAUAGGUUUGCUCGAAGCAGGGAGAGUGAACGAAUGGGUUGUCACUGAGAAACUAGGAGAUGGUCUUAAAGUCAAAUCAGGCACCAAAGUUCCUAAGAAAUUCCGGAUCAAGAUAGGAGAAAGAAUCCAUGGAUUGGAGCUUGGAGUAGGAGCUUACCUCUUCUUCUGUGGAUGCUACGAUGUUGCUUUUGGGAGAAAUCAGUACUUCAUAUAUCUCUUCCUCCAAUCCUUAGCAUUCUUUGUUGCAGGAGUUGGUUAUGUUGGCACCUUCCUCCCCAACUCUUAGUUAGUUUUUCAUGAUCAUCAACAAAGUCAAGAUAAUUUAUUAUUCAUUUUCUAUACAUGUUUUUUUUUUUUUCACUUGAUCAAAUUGUUAAAAUCAAAUUUUUUGGAAUUAUGAGAUGCACAAAUUCAAGGUGCUUUAAAGUUUAAAUAGGUGAUGUAAACAUACAUACAUAUAUAUAUAUAUACAUAUAUGAAGAUAGGCUUGCUAUUUA